Molecule: messenger RNA, 816 nt
Organism: Polypterus senegalus (gray bichir)
Lineage: Eukaryota; Metazoa; Chordata; Cladistia; Polypteriformes; Polypteridae
Product: stonustoxin subunit beta-like
Exons: 4
Coding region: 1-816 (271 amino acids)
Molecular function (GO): protein binding
Source: RefSeq, a predicted model, not a curated record
AUGGCAUUCCGGCAACAUUACCUCAUGUUGGGAGCCUGGAGAGUUGUUCCUAGAGAGGAUCCGGGAAGCUCGGAGCCGAGCCCUGGUGCCACCGCGCUUACCCUGGCGGCGGCGUUUCCAUCGGCGACCGGCCAAGCCGUAGGCAGUGAUGAGGAAAGCUGGGACUUCCUCAAACAGUCGGCCAAAGGCUUGACUGAACUCAGGGGUCAGAUGUUGAGAAAUCCCCACACUCGUUCGAAGAGCCAGAAGGGUGAGGCGAUCAUAAGAAAUGAUCGAGUCAAGAAGAGCAUCACAGGAACAGUCCACAGAUGGCUCUGUCUGUCUGAUGGGAACAAGGAGGUGACACAUGACAGGACAAAGACCAAAUACCCCAAUCAUCCUGAGAGGUUUGACUGCUGGCCUCAAGUUCUGUGCAGAGAGGCUCUGACUGGGACUCGCUGUUACUGGGAGGUGGAGUGUACUGGUGAAAGUCUGAGGAUUGGAGUCGCAUAUAAAGGAAUGAGAAGGAAAGGAUAUGGUUUGGACUGCCUUGGACACAACGACAAGUCCUGGAGUUUGUUCUGUUCGAAUUCUGAGUACUCUGUGUGUCACAAUAACAAAGACACUGUAAUCAGCCCAAAUCCAUGCAAUUCAAGUCGGCUAAUAGGUGUGUAUCUGGAUUGGCCUGCUGGCUCUCUGUCAUUUUAUAGGGUCUCACACAAAAUUACCCUCCUGCACAGGAUCAACACCUCCUUCACUGAGCCCAUCUAUCCAGGGUUUGGGCUUCAGUAUAACUCCAGUGUAGCAAUCAGCCAUUUGACACCAUCUGACCACUGA